AGUGAGGACAGCUCACCGAUGGAACCAUCACGCCAGCGAAAACAGUAGGUGAUACGGAAAAAAAUUAAAAACGUUUAGCGGCCCGGAAGAGCUUUGAAAGAACGCUUCUCUGCCGAAAAGCGCAAGGCGGAUGCUACGGAGAGGCCGCGAAUUCGCGCGCGUUUUGUUUCCCGAAAACAAGCAGCAUGAUCUGUGAAGACGUCAGGAAGGCGUGUUUCGCGCAGCCUGCUUAAUGGAUGUGUUUCGUUGCGAAGAUAAACGAUCGUGGGACGUGCUACGGCCGCACAGCCGCUGUUUUCCCGUGUCCGUCGUCGUGUCCGUUGGCCCCUUGCAGCGGCUGCCCGACCCGAGGUGCGGACCAAGUGAGGACCACGGGCUGUAGUUUGCAUGGCCGUCCGGAGGUUGCCGUGGCGGUGACAUGUGGUACCUGAUGGAGAAUGCUCAGCGGUCGUACACCCUUUCGGAGAGGCUGCUGCGUGCCGUCGGCCACCACACCGGCACCAGAGGCGAGGACGUCGAGGAGCUAAUACGCCAAGGCGCCGACGUGAACCAGUCGCACGGCAGCUUCCUGCCCCUGCACUGUGCCUGCAUGGUGGGCGACUCCACCAGCGUCGCCAUCCUCCUCAAGUGGGGCGCCCACGUAAAUGGCUACGAUGGCUACCACCGUACGGCCCUCCACCACGCGGUGGAACGCAGCCCUCAGUGCGCAUCGCUCCUCCUGGCAGCAGGUGCCAACACCGAAUGCGUCGAUAUCAACAGGGACACCCCGCUUCACUGGGCUGCUUUUCGGAACCGGGCUGACUGUUGCCGGCUGCUGCUUGAGCACCAGGCAUGUGUGGACAGCCUCGACUUUAAUCACGACACUCCACUCAGCUGGGCUGCUAUGAAGGUGAGCACAAGCACUGCAAAACAGAUGAGCAACAUGUGA
Molecule: messenger RNA, 928 nt
Organism: Rhipicephalus sanguineus (brown dog tick)
Lineage: Eukaryota; Metazoa; Arthropoda; Arachnida; Ixodida; Ixodidae
Product: ankyrin repeat and SOCS box protein 8-like
Exons: 3
Coding region: 419-928 (169 amino acids)
Cellular component (GO): cytoplasm; nucleus
Molecular function (GO): protein binding
Source: RefSeq, a predicted model, not a curated record